Messenger RNA from Salvelinus namaycush (lake trout), 3886 nucleotides. Its product is annotated as hexokinase-1. Gene Ontology annotation, cellular component: cytosol; mitochondrion. The coding region runs from base 1 to 2760 and encodes 919 amino acids. Lineage: Eukaryota; Metazoa; Chordata; Actinopteri; Salmoniformes; Salmonidae. Gene Ontology annotation, molecular function: ATP binding; mannokinase activity; D-glucose binding. Gene Ontology annotation, biological process: glucose 6-phosphate metabolic process; intracellular glucose homeostasis; glycolytic process. The record is from RefSeq and is a predicted model, not a curated record. The transcript has 18 exons.
AUGAUCGCAGCACAGCUUCUGGCCUACUACUUCACAGAGUUGAAGGAUGACAAAGUCAAAAAGAUCGAUAAGUACCUGUACGCCAUGCGUUUCUCCGACGAGACGCUGAUGGACAUCAUGAAGCGAUUCAGGAGGGAACUGGGGAAUGGGCUGGGUCGGGACACUAACCCCACAGCAACUGUCAAGAUGCUGCCCACCUUUGUCAGGUCCAUUCCUGAUGGAUCAGAGAAGGGGGACUUCAUUGCUCUGGAUCUGGGAGGCUCGGCCUUCCGCAUCCUGCGAGUGAAGGUGUCCCAUGAGAAGAAGCAGACAGUUCAGAUGGAGUGCCAGAUCUAUGACACUCCAGAGGACAUCAUCCAUGGCAGUGGCACUCGGCUGUUUGACCAUGUUGCAGAGUGCCUGGGUGACUUCAUGGAGAAGCAGAAUAUCAAGGAUAAGAAGCUUUCUGUCGGCUUCACCUUCUCCUUCCCCUGUGCACAAACCAAACUGAAUGAGAGUUAUUUGCUCACUUGGACAAAACGCUUUAAAGCCAGUGGAGUUGAGGGAAUGGACGUUGUGACUCUUCUGAACAAGGCCAUCAAAAAACGUGGGGACUAUGAUGUAGACAUCAUGGCAGUGGUCAAUGACACAGUUGGAACCAUGAUGACCUGUGGCUUUGAUGACCAGCGUUGUGAAGUUGGUAUCAUCAUAGGCACAGGUACUAAUGCUUGUUACAUGGAGGAGCUAAGGCACAUUGACCUGGUGGAGGGAGACGAGGGCAGAAUGUGUAUCAACACAGAGUGGGGAGGCUUUGGGGACGAUGGAAUGCUGGAGGACAUUCGCACAGAGUUCGACAGAGAAAUUGACAGGGGCUCUCUAAACCCAGGGAAACAGCUGUUUGAGAAGAUGGUCAGUGGGAUGUACAUGGGCGAACUUGUGCGACUCAUCCUGGUCAAGAUGGCCAAAGAGGGAUUUUUGUUUGAGGGUCGGAUAACGCCUGAACUUCUUACCAAAGAGAAAUUUGAAACCAAACACGUUUCUUCCAUUGAAAAGAGUAAAGAAGGCCUCACUAAAGCCAAGGAUAUCCUAGGUCGCCUGGGUGUGGAACCAUCCGCAGAUGACUGCAUUGCUGUGCAGCACGUAUGCACCAUAGUCUCCCACAGAUCAGCCAACCUCAUCGCUGCCACUCUGGGCGGCAUCCUCUCCAGGCUAAAGGACAACAAAGGGAACCCUCGCCUACGCACCACUGUGGGCAUCGACGGCUCUCUCUACAAGAUGCACCCGCAAUAUGCCCGGCGUCUCCACAAAACAGUCCGCCGCCUAGUUCCUGAGUCAGAUGUCCGCUUCCUGCUCUCAGAGAGCGGGAGCUCCAAGGGCGCUGCCAUGGUGACCGCCGUGGCCUACCGGCUGGCUGACCAGCGUUGUCAGAUCACAGAGACCCUGGCUGAGUUCAGACUGACCAGUGACCAGCUGCUGGAGGUGAAGAAGAGGAUGAGGACGGAGAUCCAGAACGGCCUUGGGAAAAAGACCCAUAACAGCGCCACCGUCAAGAUGUGGCCCACAUAUGUACUCAGCACACCAGAUGGAUCAGAAAAUGGUGAUUUCUUGGCUUUGGAUUUAGGAGGGACAAACUUUAGAGUGCUGUUGGUGAAGAUUCGCAGUGGCAAGCGGCGGACAGUAGAGAUGCAUAACAAAAUUUAUGCUAUUCCUAUGGAGGUGAUGCAGGGGACUGGAGAGGAGCUGUUUGACCACAUUGUCCAGUGCAUAUCUGACUUCCUGGACUACAUGGGUAUGAAGAACACUCGCCUGCCUCUGGGUUUCACCUUCUCCUUCCCCUGCAGACAGACCAGCUUGAAUGUGGGCAUCCUGGUAACCUGGACCAAAGGCUUCAAAGCCACUGACUGUGAAGGGGAGGAUGUUGUCGGACUUCUCAGAGAGGGGAUUAAAAGGAGAGACGAGUUUGACUUGGACGUGGUGGCAGUAGUUAAUGACACAGUGGGGACCAUGAUGACAUGUGCAUAUGAAGAGCCUACCUGUGAGGUCGGCCUGAUCGCAGGAACUGGCAGCAACGCCUGUUACAUGGAGGAGAUGAGGAACAUUGAGAUGGUGGAGGGGGAUGUGGGGAGGAUGUGUGUCAACAUGGAGUGGGGCGCCUUCGGGGACAAUGGGUGCCUGGAUGAUAUCAGGACAGAAUAUGACAAAGCUGUGGAUGACUUUUCACUCAACCCUGGAAAACAGAGGUAUGAGAAGAUGUGUAGUGGUAUGUAUCUCGGGGAGAUUGUGCGAAACAUCCUGAUCGACUUGACGAAGCGUGGCUUUCUCUUCAGAGGGCAGAUAUCAGAGACUCUGAAGACCAGAGGCAUUUUCGAAACUAAGUUCCUCUCCCAGAUUGAAAGUGACCGGUUGGCACUACUGCAGGUGAGGUCCAUCCUGCAGCAGCUGGGUCUGGACAGCACAUGUGAUGACAGUAUCAUCGUCAAGGAGGUGUGUGGUACAGUGUCUCACCGGGCGGCUCAGCUCUGUGGAGCCGGAAUGGCUGCCAUUGUCGACAAAAUCCGAGAGAACCGUGGGCUGAACCAAAUGGACAUCACCGUUGGGGUGGACGGAACACUCUACAAGCUACAUCCACACUUCUCAGGGAUCAUGCACCAGACAGUGAAAGAGUUGGCCCCUAAGUGUAACGUCAAUUUCCUUCUCUCUGAGGACGGGAGUGGCAAGGGUGCAGCCCUCAUCACUGCUGUGGGCUGUCGCAUGCGUGAGCAGGAGGAGCAGAAGAGCUGAGUCUGUUUGGCUUAACCCCCUCUCCACUCCUCUUCCUCCUCCUCUUCUUUCUCUCCAUAUAGUAGCAUACCACUCUAGCAAUGACACUUACAGUAUUUUCCACUUAACCACUCUGCUUCAGAAACCAACCAUUGUUCGCCUGUGGUGGGCAGAUCUCAAGGGCACCAAUGACAGAACAUUUACAUGCUUUAAACAAUUUCACUUCUUCACCUGCUAUUACCAGCCGUUUGGUCUUUGUGUUGAUCUGCUAUUCCGUAUGCAAGGAACUGGGCUCUUUGUUUGAGUUCAUCUUAUUUGUGAUGUUAUAACACUGCUUUAGGCAUUUGGGUAUAUGUAUAAUAGGAAAUAUUUCUGCUUUGAAUGUUGUAUACCUUGCUCAGGUAUAUAAAUGUAAAUGUUAUUUAUUUCAUUUUUGUAUUGGGUGGAUGUUUUGACAUAAUGAGUUGUAAGGGAGAAUCAUUGCAAGGUUAAGAAGUUAUCUUGUGAAAUCUGGUUUUUAUUUUUAACUUGGCAUUCUUCUUUAAGUGUUUCAAAGAUAUGAAAUGUCAACCUUUUUUUGUAUUUGCUUGAUAGAAUUUCUAGGGUUGUUAUGAAUGAACCAUUGUUCCUUGACCUUUGAGUAUCUUUUCAUUGCUCAAGGGCAGGCUGCUCACAAGCUCAUUCAAAAGUAAAUGCAGCCACGCUGUAGGAUGCUUCCUCAAUGCAUUGCUUUGGCAGUCUUUGUGAAACCUCUUAGGCUGAGUCAUGUUAAGGACCAGAUUCAAUCAGAGCCUGCUGAAAAUCAGAUAUCUAAAGCAACGGUAUCAAUAAAACUGGCUUUUGUGAAUAAGACAAUGACUUGAAUUCCAGCAGUGCACAAUGUACAAAAGAAGACAUUUAUAACAGAAUGAAUGGAGCAAGAUGUGUGUGAGCAUAUGUUUGUAUACUGCAGUUGAAUGUUCAAUCCUUACUGUAAGAAAAAAAAUAGCUAUAAGAUUAUAUAUUAAAUGCUUACCUUAUAUAGUGUCAGAAAUCUAGAAUACAAUUAUUUUGUACAAUCAGAGAUGCACAAAACUGGUCAAAAGGAUGCAUUGGGUUACAAUUACAUUUAUUUUGAUGUGCAACCAAAUAUAAAGCUGUUAGUCAU